CAACUCAAUCCAGUAGACCAGCUGCAAAAAGAAAAGUUAAUUUAUUACUUACAUGUUUUGUACUGUUAAAAUAAAUGGAAUAUUUAAGCAGUAAAGAAAUACACAACAAAUAAGAUAAUCAGAUUUAAAAAAACAAAAGAAGGCAUGUCCCGGGAUUAAACAUGUCUGUCACACAUCCACUUUUGAAAAUUCUGAAAGUGAAUAUACUUGAAUUAUAUACUGAAGAAAGAGAUAUAUUGGACUAUAAUUUAAACCUAGCACCAUUUUGUAGGAGAUUAGAAGAUAUUUUUACCCUAGGGUUAAAGACUGGUAAUAAUUGGUUUGUUAAACCAGGAUAUUGGUCAUGGAUUAGUAAACUACCUAGACUUAAAAACCCUACUUUUGACCAAACGAUUUAUUUUGUCAAAGACUGUCAGAAGACAUUAACAGUUGAAGGUAAAGGUAGAUUGUUAAUAAGAGCAGCUUUAGUCAAGAAGAAUCUGGAUGUUGUUGUUAAAUUAUUAAAAGAUGAUCGUCUAUUAUGUGAGACUUGGUAUGAUGAAUCAUCAAUCAUUGGAAAUGAAAUUUUAUCAGAAAUACUAGUGUCGCUUCUGGUUCAACUGAAAACCAUCACAUUUGAUCUGAAUUUGAAGAAUGCCAGUUAUCUAGAUACAACAUGGGAUAUUCCGGUUUACAAACAAUAUGAAUUUGUGCCCUGCGAAUCCUUAGGAAUACAUUUUCAAGAAAUAGAUGGUCAUAUGAUUGUAUUGUCAGUGGAUAAGGGUAGUGUAGCUGCAGAAGAUGGUAAGGUAAAACCAGGUGAUGUUUUAGAUGAAAUGUUUGGUGAAAGUUUAAAAGGUGUCAAAAAGGGAAAGGUACAAGAAGUGUUCCAGACCUAUAAAGGAAUUCCAGUUUAUGCCGCUUUUAUAAAGGCCUGUGAAUAUAAUGGUAAUGUGUUCCGUCCUUUAAAGCAUAUAUUACGAGAGUUGGGUAUAGAUCCAUUGAAUAAUAAUGAAACUAGAUGUGAAGAAAUAGAUGAGUUAAAUAUUGAUGAUAAAGCACCACAUGCUAUAUUAGAAGAUGAAGAAACAGAAACUACACCAGUACAUGGUCCCGAUGGCAGUGCCAGUUAUAAAGUUACCUAUAUUGGUCAAUGCACUCUGGGAGCGGAUGGCCGUGUAGAGAGAAUAGAAGAUGGUGUUAUACAAGUAUUAGAAUCAAAAGAUAGAAUUAAUGAGCCUGUUACCAUAGCGAUGUCAGAAACUGGUAUUGUUGUAACAAGUGAAAAAGACAAAAGGGAGAUAUUAAAUCAUUCAUAUACAGAAGUAUCCGCAUGUGGACGUCGCACAGAUUAUAUUCAACAUUUCUCUUACAUUGCUGGUGAAACGUCAUGUAACUUGUCAAAAGAUUUUGUGUGUCAUGUAUUUCAUGCACCAACUAGAGAUAUGACUAAAGUGAUAUUAUGUGCAAUAGCUCAAGGGUUUCAGAGAACGCAUUGGUUUUUAUAAUUGGUUACGUGUUGGAAGAUCGAGUAUAGAUGCUUUGUUUUCGUUGUUUGUUAAAACGUACUUGUUAACAUGUUAUAAUUCUCUUUUUAAUCAAUUUUUUUUUUUCAUUUAUUAACUUAUCUCGUAUUUUUUCAAUUUGUUACUUUUUGCUAUCACUUCCUUGAUGCAAGUUGUUUUCAUUUAUUUACUAAUUUCAAUUGGUAUCAAUUUGUUACUCUUUGUUAUCACUUAUUCAAUACAAGUUGUCUUCAUUUAUUUACUGAUUUCACUUGGUAUCAAUUUGUUACUCUUUGCUAUCACUUCUUUAAUACAAGUUGUUUUCAUUAUUUACUGAUUUCACUUGGUAUCAAUUUGUUACUACU
Molecule: messenger RNA, 1849 nt
Organism: Patella vulgata (common limpet)
Lineage: Eukaryota; Metazoa; Mollusca; Gastropoda; Patellidae
Exons: 21
Coding region: 162-1487 (441 amino acids)
Molecular function (GO): protein binding
Source: RefSeq, a predicted model, not a curated record